Messenger RNA from Musa acuminata subsp. malaccensis (wild Malaysian banana), 748 nucleotides. The record is from RefSeq and is a predicted model, not a curated record. Lineage: Eukaryota; Viridiplantae; Streptophyta; Magnoliopsida; Zingiberales; Musaceae.
AAGUGAAUUAGAUAAUCCACGUAUAAAAUGAUAAUCGUAUAACGUACCAUGAGUUAUACUAAUAAUAAAGUCCAUAUUCCGCUAUCCAUUUGUCCGCGCACCCAUAAAAGCAGUGUGAAGUCAAUGACUUGGUUGCUGCUGCUCCUCCCGGACCACGAAGCCAAAGUGGGUGGAAGAGCUGACAUCUCAUUAAAGCCUCUCACCCACAGAAACAAAGAGAAGGCAGGUCACAAACGAGCAAGAAGAAGACAUGGCAAAGCUCAGCUCAGGCUUCACUCCGAGGAAGACUCCGCCCAUGUUGGCGUCACUUCUCCUUGUUCUCCUCCUCCUGGAGAAGAGCACUGCUGUGGAGGUGGUGGUGAAGCUGCCUUGCAGUAGAAAAGUUGGAAGAUGCUUGCUGGAGGAUGGGGUGGAGUUGGAGAUGAACUCAGAGGAGAACAGGAGGCUGCUGUGGGCUGUCACCGAGAAGAAGUACAUAAGCUAUGAGGCUCUCAAGGGGGAUGUGGUGCCUUGCUCCAAACCUGGAGUGCCUUACUACAAUUGCCAUAGCUUCCCAAAGGCCAACCCCUACAGUAGGGGGUGUCAAAUCAUCAGUGGCUGUAGGGGUGACAGUCCUUAGCGAGGGAGGCCUGCCCUGCUGCUGCAUCCAUGAAAUCAAGCAUCAGGUGAGAGAUGUCUACAUUGUAGUAUAAGCAUGAAACUUAAUAUAAAUGUUUCUGCAUGACGUUGCAAAUUGAAUCCAAACUAC